Messenger RNA from Beta vulgaris subsp. vulgaris (sugar beet), 1018 nucleotides. RefSeq names its product miraculin. The record is from RefSeq and is a predicted model, not a curated record. NCBI's taxonomy places the organism in Eukaryota, Viridiplantae, Streptophyta, Magnoliopsida, Caryophyllales, Amaranthaceae. The transcript has a single exon. Gene Ontology annotation, molecular function: endopeptidase inhibitor activity. The coding region runs from base 79 to 789 and encodes 236 amino acids.
CACACCAUUCUCCCCAACCUCAACGAGCUCAAACCUAAAUCAACCCACCAAUAAUAAUUCAAAGUACCUACAAUAAUAAUGGCUCAUCAAUUUAUCCUCCAAGCAAUCGCAACCAUCCUUGUUACCCUCCUCUUUCUUUCUUCCCCCACAACUGCGGGGUCCCCAGUCCUAGACAUAGAUGGGAACCCACUAGAAGUAGGUUCCCAAUACUAUGUCCUCACAGCGGGCCGGGGAGCAGCUGGUCGUGGGGGCUUGACCGACACUUUCAAGCCCCCAAGUGUUUGCCCCAGUUACGUUGCCCAACAUGGCUCAUGGACCAAUAACGGUAGGCCCGUGACCUUCUACCCAUCAGACUCGUCCCAAAAACAAAUCAUUCAAGGCGACGAAAUGAACAUCGCCUUCGGCAUUAUACCCUUGUGCAGGAGCACUGGCAUCUGGAGGCUCACUUUCGACAACGAAACCCAUGUUCCCUACGUCGCAACCAACGGGGUAAUCGGAAACCCCGGGACCUUCGAAACGUUCGGCAAUUGGUUCAAGAUCGAAAAAGCAUUCGGAGACUCCUCUUACAAGAUCGUGUUUUGUUUCGUAGAACCUGUUCCAGCUCCAGGUAAUACUAAUCUUGUUGGCAGAAGAAGACACUGUGAACAACUCGAUGCUACUCAAAAAGGGCCAAAUGGUGAUCUGUCCUACUUAAGUCUUGUACCACUUGACCAAAAUCUUCCCUUCUUCGGCUAUGUUUUCAAGAAGGUUGAUACUAGUAGUGCUACUACUACUACUGCUUUCUACUAAACUAGCUUCGAUGGACUUAAGUUUGUACUGCUAGCUAGCUGCAUCCUUAGAGCUAAGCUUGCUAUGCAUGAAUAAGAGGUCCUUUUAGUCAUCAUUUCUCUGGUGGAAGGACUAGAUUUAAUUUGUGUAACUUACGCGCUGUUCUUCGCGACUUAUUUUAGUAAGUUUCCAUAAAUAUAAGUUCAGUUCAGUGCAUGAAUAUAUAAGUGUAGUUCUUAUGUUAGUUACA